AUGGAAACACGCUGCCCAGCUGUGCCAGCUGGCCCCCUGCUUCCUCUGAGCUCACCUUGAGGAGCUGCCCUGUCCCAGGUGCACUGGCAUUUGGAUACGGGCAGCUGUGCUGACAGCUUGAGAGGCCGUCUGGAAAAAUCAGGGGAGGAGUGAGGUUAAUGAUUAUACCCUGUGGUCCUGGGCUCUGGCGCCUGCUCUGCCCCAGCCAGAGGACUGAGGCUCAGGUGGCAGCAUGCUCCCGCUGGCACCCAUCGUGCUGACCGUGGUGCUGCUCAGUCUGCUGGGCCCUGCUGAGAGCCGCAAGACGGAGCCUCUGAGUGAGGCCAGUGACCAGCCUCUCUUCCAUGGGGCUGAUCGCUACGACUUCGCCAUUGUCAUCCCUGGAGCGGGCACUGAGUGCUUCUGGCAGUUCGCACAUCAGAGCAGCCACUUCUACUUCAGCUAUGAGGUGCAGCGGGCGUCAGGAAUGGCUGACAGACACGUCCUGGUCACAGCAAGUGACCCCAAUGGCUUCCAUGUAGGCACUGCCCAGGACGUGCGAGGACAGAUCAACUUCUCAACCAAGGAGACAGGCUUUUACCAGCUUUGCCUGAGCAAUCGCCACAACCGCUUUGGGUUUGUGCAGGUUUAUCUCGACUUUGGGGUGUUAUACGAAGGUUUUGACACCGAGAACCAGCCUGAAACGGAGAGGAAGGAGCUCAAUAACACACUGGAGGCAAUUGAGAUGAGCACCCACAAGCUGCAGGGCUACAUCUUCCACAUGUGGCGGUUCUACAACAUGGCACGGAUGAGGAAAGGGGCCGACUACUUCCUGCUCGAGGUCAACUCCUACUACGUGACAUGGUGGUCAGCGGCGCAGAGCUGCGUCAUCCUCUUCUCAGGUGCUCUGCAGCUCUAUUUCCUGAAGCGGCUCUUCAACGCACCGUCCACUAGCAAGCCACGGUGCUGAGCCCUCUGCAGGUACCCACCACAGCCCAGUGCAGCCAGGAGACUGCAGGGAGCAGGGACAGCACUGCUGCCUCCCUGGACCAGACUCCUCCCCACCCCCAGGACUGGGAUGGAGAGGGGGAUCUGCUCUGGCAGGGUGAUGCAGUGAAGCCAGGUGACUGGCCAUCUGGGAAUCCUCCCUGUCACCUCUCCAGCGAAGCUGCCUUUUGUCUCUUCUCCUUGAGGACCAGCUGGUCCUCGAGGGAGAGGAUGGCGCACAUACGCCCUCGGUGCUGGGGGUGGCUACUUAACCCUGUUCUACCACUGCAGUCCCUGAAAGAAAUGGCCUCACAUUACAAACCCAAUAAACAGCACUAGCCAA
Gavialis gangeticus (Gharial) is the source of this 1309-nucleotide messenger RNA. RefSeq names its product transmembrane p24 trafficking protein 6 (gene TMED6). The record is from RefSeq and is a predicted model, not a curated record. Gene Ontology annotation, cellular component: COPII-coated ER to Golgi transport vesicle; endoplasmic reticulum; Golgi apparatus. The transcript has 4 exons. Gene Ontology annotation, biological process: Golgi organization; intracellular protein transport; endoplasmic reticulum to Golgi vesicle-mediated transport. NCBI's taxonomy places the organism in Eukaryota, Metazoa, Chordata, Crocodylia, Gavialidae. The coding region runs from base 233 to 949 and encodes 238 amino acids.